Messenger RNA from Synchiropus splendidus (mandarinfish), 3767 nucleotides. RefSeq names its product caspase recruitment domain family, member 11 (gene card11). The transcript has 25 exons. Gene Ontology annotation, biological process: regulation of apoptotic process. Gene Ontology annotation, molecular function: protein binding. The record is from RefSeq and is a predicted model, not a curated record. The coding region runs from base 170 to 3571 and encodes 1133 amino acids. NCBI's taxonomy places the organism in Eukaryota, Metazoa, Chordata, Actinopteri, Syngnathiformes, Callionymidae.
CGGAGCUCCAGUUCUCACGCUGCUCUCAGGUUCAGGGUGACGCGGACAGGUUCCUUCUCCGCCGGGAUCCUGAUGAGACCAUCGCUCCUCCGGAUCGCUCUCCACACAGCGCGGCCCGAGAGUUCACGCUGGGUGGACUUUCCCCUUCCGUGUAGCCCUAAUAAAGGAGAUGGAGAAUGGCAUGUGUGAAGAUGUGGAGGUGCUGUGGGAGAAGCUGGAGUGCAAGCGCUACGACCUGUGUCGGGUCAUCUCUCCUGCCAAACUCACCCCAUACCUGCGUCAGUGCAAGGUCCUGGACGAGCAGGACGAGGAUGAGAUCCUCAACUCCAUGCUGCUGGUCUCCAAAGCCAAUCGCACCAGCCGUCUCCUUGACAUCAUCCGCUGCAAGGGCGAGAGAGGCUGCGUGGUGUUUCUGGAGAGUUUGGAGUUUUACUAUCCAGACCUCUACAAGCAGAUCACCGGGAAGGAUCCCACCCGCAGCUUCUCCUCCAUCGUAGUGGAGGAGGGUCACGAGGGUCUGACCCAGUUCCUCAUGAACGAAGUGGUGAAGCUGCAGCAGCAGUUCAAAGUGAAAACGGUACAGUACGUGGAGCUCAGCAAGAAGAACUGCACCCUGGAGGACGAGAAGCGGAAGCUGCGACUCAUCAACCAGGAGCUGCAGGCCGUCCAGCAGAGCAACAAGAAGCUGAAAGAGGAGAGGAACAGCUACAGCGACGAGCUGCUGAGAGUGAAGGACGAGAACUACAAGCUGGCCAUGAGGUACGCGGCGCUGAGCGAGGAGAAGAACAUGGCGGUGAUGAGGAGCCGAGACCUGCAGCUCGAGAUCGAUCAGCUGAAGCACCGGCUGAACAAGGUGGAGGAGGAGUGUAAGUUGGAGCGGAAGCAGAGUCUGAAGCUGAAGAACGACAUAGAGGCCCGACCCAAGAGGGAGCAGAUCUUCGAGCUGGAGAGAGAAAACGACAUGCUGAAGAUCAAGCUGCAGGAGCUGCAGUCGGUAAUCCAGCCCGGACCUGUGCCGGCCUCCGACAAAGCCAUCCGGGACAUCCUGGAGCAUGACAGGCAGGAGGCCCUGGACGACCGGCAGGACCUGGUCAACCGCCUCUACUGCCUCAACGAGGAAGUGAGACAGGCGGAGGAGCUGCGAGACAAGUACCUGGAGGAGAAAGAGGAGCUGGAGUUGAAGUCCACCACGCUGCAGAAGGACUGUGAGAUGUAUCGUAACCGCAUGGACACCAUCACAAGCCAGCUGAAGGAGGUGGAGAAGGAGCGGGACCAGGCCUUCCGGGCCCGGGACGAAGCCCAGCACCAGUACUCCCAGAGCCUCAUUGACAAGGACAAGUACCGCAAGCAGAUCCGAGAGCUGGAGGAGAAGAGUGACGAGCUUCAUAUCGAGAUGGUGCGCAAGGAGGCGCGCCUUGCCUCACUGGAGUCCCGCCUGCGCCGCAAGUCUCGGGACGUUGCACUGGACCAGUCUCUGCCCAGGGACCUGCCGCUCACCAUCAUCUCUCAGGCAGAGAUGAAGCCCUGCAGGUCUGAGUGGUCCAGCGACGAGUCCCACGAAGUGGAGGAGCCCCGCCUUCGGCGCCGGCCUAAUCUCAAGGCAGCAAACCGAGCCAAGUCCCCGGUGUGCACCCCCAAGGAGCCAGCGCUGGGCUCUGAGUCCCAACCCUCCGCAGCUCUGUCUCUGAACGGAGGGGAUCACCUGGAGAUCCACCCAGUCACCAGCAGCAGCCACUCGCUCCCCUCCUCCCCCACCUCCCACUCCUGGGCAGCUGCGUCUCUGGUGAAGGAGCAGUCCAGUCGACCCAACAUGCUGCGCAGCCGCAACGACAGCCUCUGCCCCGAGCCGCCGGACAAGGCUUCGCUCUACCGCCGGGAGCGAGAGAAGGAAGAUGAGGUCCAACUGCGCAGCCUUUCAGACGUGGACAGCGACAAUAUGGAGAUGGAGUUUGAAGACGAGGGGCAGUGUGGCCCCCCUUCCGUGGACUCCUCCUCCUCCUCCCACCAGUCAGAAGGGAUGGACACAUACGACCUGGAGCAGGUCAACAGCAUCUUCAGAAAGCUCUCUCUGGAGAGGCCCUUCCGCCCAUCACUGUCCUCGCUGACCAGGAUUAGCUCUGCGCUGAAGCCGGUGCAGCAGAUGUCUCUCCCAGGAGACAACCUGCUGAAAGACAUCACCCUGGUUGGCGGAAAUCACACCGGCAUCUUUGUUUCCUCUGUCCAUUCGGGCUCAGCCGCAGAGAGGAGUGGGCUGCGAGAGGGACACCACCUCCUGCUGAUGGAGGGUUGCCUGCGGGGAGAGUACCAGAGUGUCUCCCUGGACACCAGCACUCAGGAGGAGGCGCACUGGGCCCUGCAGCACUGCUCUGGCCCGGUCAAGCUACACUACCGACUCAACUCUGACUCGUACCGCCACCUGCAGCGGCAGCUAGCAGAGGGCGCACUGGUCUCGGGCGACUCCUUCUACAUCCGCCUCAACCUGGGCAUCAGCGGCCAGAGUGACGGCUGCUCCCUGAGCGUGCGCUGUGACGAGGUGGUGCACGUCCUGGACACCAGGCACCAGGGCCGCCAGUGGCUGUGCGCGCACGUGGACCCCUACAGCAGCGCUGACCUGCCGGACUGCGGCACAAUACCCAGCUACUCACGAGCGCAGCAGCUACUUUUGGUCAAGAUACAGAAGUGUGUUUGUCGAGGAGGAAAGGACGAGGUGGAAUUGCAUCGCAGCCUGAGGAACGUCUUGGCUCCGGAGGAAAGCAGCCCCCUCCCCGACCCCAAGAGCAGCCCGCGCCUCUCCAGAGCCAGCGUCUUCCUGACCCACAUCCUGCAGUUCGUCAGCAGGGUGGACAUCAAGUACAAACGGAUGAACAGCACGGAGCGCGUGAGGAUUAUCAACUCCGGGGGGUCCACCUUACCCCGGCAAGGCUUCGAGAUGCUGAGACCGGAGGACGUGGCCGACCCGGACGGAGAGCUGAGCCGGGGACUGAAUCUGAUUCCCUACAGUCUGGUCAACUUCCAGGAGAGCAAAAAGAGAAGGCCGGUCCUGUUCUCGCCCACCGCCUUGGCCAAAACCAUGGUGCAGAAGCUGAUCAGCCUGGGGGGAGCCGCAGACUUCAGCGUGUGCAGAGCAGAGCAGCUGACCAGAGAAGAGUUUCAUCUGAGGCAGAACGUGGAACCCUUCAUCCACUCCACCGAGAAACAGGCUGCAUUUGAAUGCAUCACCAGAGAAAACAUUGAAAGCGUUGCGGCCAAGGGUAAAUACUGUCUCCUGGAAGCGGAGCUGGGCUGUGUGAAAGAUCUUCUGAGGCGGGAGAUCUACCCCAUCAUCAUCAAUGUCAAGAUCUGCGAGAGGAACGUCAAGAAGUUACGGAAACUGCCUGUGCGCGUGGAGUCCGAGGAUGAGUUUCUGCGGAUGUGUCGCGCAAAGGAGAAGGAGCUCGAGUCUCUGCCGUGUCUGUACUGCAGCGUGGAGCCAGACGCCUGGGCGGGGACUGAUGACCUCAUCAGAAUCGUGAGAGAGCGGAUUCUGGACGAGCAGAAGAAGGCGAUCUGGGUGGAGCAGGACCUGCUGUAGGCAGGACAAACCGAAACACUGAAGAAAUAUAUAUUUUAUAUGCGCAUUAAACACGUCAAAGUACAGUGUGUCAAUAAAGACAUGUGGUCAAUGCUGCCGCUUAGUGGUGAGAGCCAUUCAUCGCAAUUCAAACUUCACAAAAAAAUGAUUUUUCUAUUUAGGAUGGAAGGAUGAAUUACGAUGUAAAAAAAAUAAA